This is a messenger RNA of Spodoptera littoralis (African cotton leafworm), 2184 nucleotides long. NCBI's taxonomy places the organism in Eukaryota, Metazoa, Arthropoda, Insecta, Lepidoptera, Noctuidae. The record is from the annotation of a GenBank genome assembly.
AUGACGGCCGUGGCUAGGAGACAAGAACACGAAGAUUCCGGAGAAUAUUCGGACGCAUCGCAGGAUAUCGAGCACAAUAUCUCCGUGAACGAUGGUGGGCAGCAUGAGUCGGACUAUGACUCUCAAGGGAGUGACUCUGAGCACUCCGACCAGGAUUCCGAGAAUAAGGAAACGGAACGUCGAGUAGACGAUGACGAAGACCGAAGCAAUCCGCAAUACAUCCCCAAGAGGGGAACCUUCUACGAGCACGACGACCGAACUGCAGCUAGCGGUGAAGAAUCAAGCACUGCGACUUCGGAAGCGGCUUCAGAGAAGAAAGAAGGUACGGAGCCGCCGACCGAGCGACGUCGACCGCCUCGCAAGUCGGAGAUAGUGAACAAGUGGUCGCAUGACAAGUACAAUGAGAAUGAACAGAUGCCGAAGUCCCGUGACGAGCUGGUGGCUAUCUACGGCUACGACAUUCGAAAUGAGGAUGCGCCUCCUCACGCGAGACGCAACAGACGAUAUGGACGCGGCCCCAACAAGUACACCCGUACGUGGGAGGACGAGGAGGCGUACAGGCGCCAGUCCGCCGCGCAACAACUGCCGCGGAAACCACCCACUGCUGAGGACUUCCCUGAACUUGAUGGUCGCAGACAUGGCAAACCGCGUCCUCGCCCUCGCUCCAAGUCUCAGCCGUCUGCCAACGAGCCGGUUGAGAACGGCGGUCAGCUUCGUCGCAACGCCUCAAUAAAAUCUACCAAGAAGCCGGCAGUGAAACAAGGGUCUGGUCGCAUUCCAGUCAAGCCUGCAAAUAAAACACCUAAUAAGAGAGAAGAGAAGAUGCCGGCUAUAGAAAACCUGACUAUCACUGCUAAUGUGAACAACAAUAAUAACAAUCAAGGUCAGGCCCCGCGCAAGGUGAACGCGACGGUAGCGCAGCAGAGACCGGUGCCCACUGACCAGGGAAGGAAGAAGCCUAACGCUAAUGCACAGCCUCAGCCGCACCCCAACCCCCCUCGCACGAAGUCUCCCCCCACUACGGCCGCGCCACAGUCCGCCCAACAACAGAAGGCAAACAACCAACAACAACAACAGACCACUGCAGGCGGUGGUGGCAGUAAACGUUACAGUAGCUUGCGCCAGCGUCCUCUAGCGGACUCGUACACUCCGCAGCAACAGCCGCCGGCGCAGCAACCGACGCAGCAACCCGCGCAGCAACAGACGCAGCAACAGACACAGCAACAGUCGCAGCAACAACAACCUCAUAGAUAUCACGCAGGUCCGGGCGAGUUCGUGGGCGGCAGUGCGCACGGCGCGGCACAGACUCACGCGCACCCGCAACACAUGAUACACCAGCAGGUGCUGGUGGGGCGCGGGUCCCCCCCCGCGCACGGGCUGCCCGCCCCGCCGCCGCACGCCCAGCACGCGCAACAGGUCCGGCUGGGCCUGCUGGAGCAGCCGCCGCUGGCGCCAGUCCCGCACCCACACCACAACAUGCAUAACUUGCCCGCCACACACUCUAUGGGUCAAAUACAACCAGCACAAGGAUACGCCCCACCUGCCAUGAUGCCCGCUCAGUAUAUGCAACAAAGCAACAGUGGCGCAGUGUUCGGUGGUGCGAUGUUCCCGGCGGGCACUCACGCCCCGCCUCACGCCCCUCACGCCCCGCCCCACGCUCCUCACGCUCCGCCCCACGCCCCGCCUCACGCUCCCCACGCCCCGCCUCAUGCCACCUAUCAGCAUCAAAUAUACACGCCGCACCAUAAUUAUGCGGGCGGAGUGACGUACUACAACUGCGCGGAGCAGGAGGCGGCGCACAGCGCGCGCGCGCAGCGACGGCCCACCGCCGCCAUACCCAUCGUCAGCCCGCACCACGCAGACAGCAGGCCAGCGAAUUCAUCUGAAAAGGACAAUAUAGACAGGAUCGUGGAGAACAUGUUCGUGAGGAAACCCUGGCCAGCGACACAUGGAGCUGAUUCAAAAGAAAAACAGCCAGAAAAUCGCAGUUCUCAGGAACCACAAAGCAAAGAGUCAUCUCAACCGAACAGUCUAACCUCCAGCUCAAUCUCCACCGACUCCAAACCUUCCGAAAGCAGAGAAGAGAAGGAGAAAGUGGAAGAAGUGAGAGAAGAAGAGAAGAAGGAGAAGAAAGAGUCAGUAGAGCCAGUUGUCCCACAAGAAAGUAUAGCGACAGAUGCCUGA